Messenger RNA from Rosa chinensis, 1757 nucleotides. RefSeq names its product COP9 signalosome complex subunit 2. Lineage: Eukaryota; Viridiplantae; Streptophyta; Magnoliopsida; Rosales; Rosaceae. The record is from RefSeq and is a predicted model, not a curated record. Gene Ontology annotation, cellular component: COP9 signalosome. The coding region runs from base 151 to 1470 and encodes 439 amino acids. Gene Ontology annotation, biological process: protein deneddylation. The transcript has 12 exons.
UAAAAAAAAAAAAAAAAAAAAAAAAAAUUAAAAACCAUUCUCUUCCCUUCUUCUCUCUCUGCGCUUCUUCUCUACGCUUGUUCUGCUUUCGGUGGCCUCCGAAAUCCAAACGCGAAAACUCCGACUUCCUUCUUCGCCUUUGAGGCAGCCAUGGGUUCCGAUGCUGAUAUGGAGGAUUACGGAUUCGAGUACUCGGACGAAGAGCCUGAGGAGCAGGACGUUGAUAUUGAGAACCAGUAUUACAACUCCAAAGGUUUGGUUGAGACUGAUCCAGAAGGAGCGCUUUCAGGAUUUGAAGAAGUAAUUCGCAUGGAGCCUGACAAGGCUGAGUGGGGAUUUAAAUCUUUGAAGCAAACUGUGAAGAUCUAUUACCGUCUCAGGAGGUAUAAAGAGAUGAUGGAUUCAUACAGGGAGAUGUUGACAUAUAUCAAAUCAGCCGUAACACGGAAUUACAGUGAAAAAUGUAUAAAUAACAUUAUGGAUUUUGUGUCCGGGUCAGCUAGUCAGAACUCUGGUCUCCUGCAAGAUUUUUAUCAGACCACUCUAAAGGCCCUUGAAGAGGCAAAGAAUGAGAGGCUUUGGUUCAAGACAAAUCUUAAGCUUUGCAAAAUUUGGUUUGAUAUGAGUGAAUAUGGGCGAAUGAGUAAGAUUUUGAAGGAACUCCACAAAUCUUGUCAAAAAGAAGAUGGUACUGAUGAUCAAAAGAAAGGAAGUCAACUUUUGGAGGUUUAUGCAAUUGAGAUUCAAAUGUACACUGAGACUAAAAAUAACAAAAAGCUAAAGCAAUUAUACCAAAAAGCUCUUGCAAUCAAGUCAGCAAUACCUCAUCCUAGAAUCAUGGGAAUAAUUCGUGAGUGUGGGGGUAAGAUGCAUAUGACAGAGCGUCAGUGGGCAGAGGCCGCCACAGAUUUUUUUGAAGCUUUCAAGAACUAUGAUGAAGCGGGGAACCAGCGGCGUAUACAAUGCUUGAAAUAUUUAGUUCUGGCUAAUAUGCUGAUGCAGUCCGAGGUUAAUCCAUUUGAUGGUCAAGAAGCAAAGCCGUAUAAAAAUGAUCCUGAGAUCUUGGCAAUGACAAAUCUGGUAGCAGCAUAUCAACGAAAUGAGAUAUUGGAGUUCGAAAAAAUUCUGAAGAGUAAUAGGAAGACAAUUAUGGAUGAUCCAUUCAUUCGAAACUAUAUUGAAGAUCUAUUGAAGAAUAUUAGAACACAAGUGCUGCUUAAACUAAUCAAGCCGUACACACGAAUCCGAAUUCCCUUCAUAUCAAAGGAACUUAAUGUCCCUGAGAAAGAUGUUGAGCAGCUCUUGGUUUCACUAAUUUUAGAUAACAAAAUCGAUGGACAUAUUGAUCAGGUGAACCAGCUCAUGGAGCGUGGUGACAGGUCGAAGGGAAGGAAGAAGUAUGCUGCCGUAGAUAAAUGGAACACACAGCUGAAGUCUCUUUCUCAAACUAUUGGUAACCGAGUAUAUUGAGAACGAUAGCACAAUAUUGCUUAUGACCUCAUUCUAUAUGGUGCCAGUUUUUUGCUGUUAUGUCAUGGCUUGAGUUGAGUUCCAACUUUACCCAUUUGAGGUAAAAAUGUUUGAUGAGCUGUGAAUGUGAGUAUGAGCUUUAAGUUUAGAUGUUUGCUCAUAAGAAUUUCUCUGUGAUGGUGUAGAUGUCGCUACUCAUCUGUGAUAGCAUUUGUGCUAAAACAAUUCUAAUACCAAGUUUUGGAGAGAGCAAAUUCAAAUAAUGUCAUAUUCAAUCAUUACAGAAA